AUGAAUCGUGCCAUUAGCCCUCCGCCCGCCAGGCGGCGCAAGACUACUACUACCAAGUCAACUGCAACGCCGAAGAGUUCCCAGAAGACAACAUCAUCCAUCAAUUCUACAUUUCUUCCACCACUUGGAACAAACACCUUACGCAUUUUCUCAUGGAACAUCAACGGAACUUCACCCUUUCUCCAACCAUCAAUUACGUCAUUCUUCAAGGCACCAAAAAAUGGCAGUAAGGAGGAUAGCAAAGAUGAAACAUAUCUUGCUUCACUCCGGAUUUUCCUGCACCGCCAGCAGUGGCCAUCAAUCAUCUUCCUCCAAGAAGUCAAGAUCGCAUCCAAAGAUAUAAAAACACAAGAUGCUGAUUCACUAUACGACGCGCACUUCACCCUUCCUACCAAUUCCCACAAUGCGCGUGGUCCGUGGAGAAGCGGAAAAUUAUAUGGUGAUCGCGAAGGCCGAGUCUCAAUAGUAGAACUCACAUGCCGAGCCACAUUGUCGAAACUCGCAAUCUUCAACAUCUACGCUGUCAAUGGAACAGAAAACUUGUAUCACGACACACGCACCGGAGCUGUGCGGGGAACGAGACACGAUCGCAAGCGAGAAUUCCAUCAUGUGUUGCUUGCGGGUGAUAUGAAUGUUGCUCCCGAUGAGCGCGAUGGGUAUCCUAAAUUGCGAGUCUUUCCUAGGGACCACGUCGUUAAUCGUGCAAAUUUUCACGACAUGUUGCUUGAGGGAAGUGGUGAAGAGAAGGAAUAUGUUGGGCUGAACGACGUCGAUAUCUGGAGGAAGAUGCAUGAGCAAGAGAGGAGGUAUACGUACUAUCCACGUAACACGGAAUGGGGCACUAGUUGUGAUAGGGUGGACUACUUUAUGGCUGUACGGAGACUUUGGGAAAUGGGAUGUGUAAAGGCUUGCGGGAUUAUGAACAGUGAAGCAGAACGAGGGCCGAGCGAUCAUGUGCCAAUAUGGGCGGAUAUUGAGCUCAAAUUAGAUACGAAAUGA
This is a messenger RNA of Bipolaris victoriae FI3, 999 nucleotides long. RefSeq lists its product as hypothetical. NCBI's taxonomy places the organism in Eukaryota, Fungi, Ascomycota, Dothideomycetes, Pleosporales, Pleosporaceae. Gene Ontology annotation, molecular function: double-stranded DNA 3'-5' DNA exonuclease activity; phosphoric diester hydrolase activity; DNA-(apurinic or apyrimidinic site) endonuclease activity. The coding region runs from base 1 to 999 and encodes 332 amino acids. The transcript is spliced from 4 exons. Gene Ontology annotation, biological process: base-excision repair. Gene Ontology annotation, cellular component: nucleus. The record is from RefSeq and is a predicted model, not a curated record.